CAUUCAACAUGCCCAGAGCUCAAAUGUUUGAACCCAUGAGGGUAUUACCAAAGAAUUUCUAAUAAGACUGGCUUUGACUGUAUACAAAGAAAAAUGGAGUAACCAACAGAGAAUACCAUUAAACAGCAUCACGAUAGAGAGACCGAGGAUUGCAGUGCCUCUGCUGCUACCCACAAGAUGUGAAUGAAGAUAUUCGCAUGCCAGUUUGAUAUCAUCACAGCACUUGCGCUAGCGUCGCUUAUCAGAGUGCCUACCAUUUGAUGGGAAGAGCAAACAAAUGUGAUUUGCUCCCUCAGAGCCACAGAAUGUUCCAGUGACUCAUGCUAUGGUAAUAUAGUCCAACGCUCUGCACCAACUGUCUGCAUGGGGACAGAGGGGAGUCCCACUACACACAUGCAUAAAUGCAUAAAUAUGGGGGAACGAGAGAAAAAGUUAAACUUGUGUUCAAGCCACGGCCAGCAUCUAAAUGGACCAAAGGGAUAUUUCCAGGGACGUUUAUAUGCGGCAGCUGACCAGCUAAGUAGCCUGCAAACUGACAUUAGCAGGCCACUUUUCCCUGGAGGUAGACGCGAGGAGGCGAGGAAAGGAAUCGAGGAUUCAUCAAGAAAUGAGACGAGGGGAUCGUCUUCCUCAGGGGAUGGAGUUUGCUCAACCUCUCCUCCCUCUCUGUCUUCAUCUUUCUCUUUUUCCCGCCUUCUCUCAGGGUAGCCCACAGGUUGCUGCACUUACCGCCUGUCGCGUUGAAUGCUAAUGCGGCCAGCUGAGGCGUGCCACAGUGACCGGAGUAGUAAUGGCUUGAAAGGAGGAGAGAGACGGAUAGAAAAGAAGAAAGCAAGAAAGCUCAGGACCUUUUGUUUUUAUUCAGUGGAGGGAGGGGAAGUUCCGGCGAUGCUGCUCUUACCAGAGAAAAACAAACACAAUCCACAUACUCAUGCACUCACAUGCAGCGGAGAGGGCUGCUGCUCCUUCGUCUCCUCUUUCAUACACAGAUACUCUGUCUAAUUACAAACAAUCCACUUCUGCCUCGCAGUUGACUGAAGACCCGGAGGAGGAUACAGCAGGAAUGUGACUGAGGCGCUUCAUCUGAAAAAACAUCUGCCCGGAGGACUCCUCCCUCAUCCUCUCUUGGUGGUUCCCUCUAGCUCUGCAGAAGCGUGUGACACCCGGCUGUGUGUUGCUGCCCGGGGAAUGCUCAGCGGACGAGGUCUGAACACAAUGAGCGGCCAGGACAAAUGGGUCACACUGACCCCAGCUGAAUUCGCACUGCUACAAGAAUACACUCAGUACUCAACCAAGAAGCUGAAGGAUGUGCUCCAGGAGUUCCAUGGAGAUGGUGUGUUAGCUAAAUACAAUCCAGAGGAGGAGAUUGACUUUGAGGGCUUCAAGGUCUUCAUGCAGACGUUCCUGGAGAGCGAACUCCCCGAAGAGUUCUGUCAACACCUCUUCAUGACGUUUAGCAACAAGGGACCCAAACCCAGUCCCUCAUCUUCUGACAAACCCAGAGUCUCUGGGUUGAAGCUGAUCAAAGGCAACGCAACCCCUCUGAAGACGGCCGCACUGCCCCAACCUCUGGAUACGGUGCAGCUAAAGGACAUUGUGUGUUACCUGUCACUGCUUGAGGGCGGGCGUCCUGAGGACAAGCUUGAGUUUAUGUUUCGCCUCUAUGACACUGAUGGAAAUGGGUCUUUGGACAGCUCGGAGCUGGAGCACAUUAUCUCCCAGAUGAUGCAUGUAGCCGAGUACCUGGAAUGGGAUGUGACCGAGCUGAAACCAAUCCUCCAAGAUAUGAUGCGGGAGAUUGACUACGAUCACGAUGGCACAGUGUCACUGGGGGAGUGGAUCCAGGGAGGCAUGACCACCAUCCCGCUGCUGGUCUUGCUGGGCCUGGAGACGAAUGUUAAAGAUGACGGGCAACACGUGUGGAGACUGAAGCACUUCAACAAGCCGGCCUACUGUAACCUGUGUCUCAACAUGCUAAUUGGACUAGGGAAGCAGGGACUGUGCUGCUCAUUUUGCAAGUACACAGUCCACGAGCGCUGCGUGGCUCGCGCUCCGCCGUCUUGCAUCAAAACCUAUGUCAAGUCCAAGAAAAACACAGAGGUAAUGCAUCAUUUCUGGGUGGAAGGGAACUGCCCCACCAAGUGUGACAAGUGUCACAAAACCGUUAAGUGUUACCAGGGCCUGACUGGGCUCCACUGUGUGUGGUGUCAAAUCACGCUCCAUAACAAGUGUGCCUCCCAUGUGAAACCUGAGUGUGACUGUGGACCCCUGAAGGAUCACAUCCUGCCCCCAAACUCAAUCUGCCCCGUCGUCCUGGAAAGGCAGUCGACACUCAGGAAAGACUCCCGGUCCAGCCAGUCGAGCCGGGGGAAGAUGCAGAGAGCCAACUCGGUCACAGUGGACGGCCAAGGACUGCAGAUCACAACAAUAGAGGGCACUCAUCCUCUGUUAGUGUUUGUCAAUCCGAAGAGCGGGGGGAAGCAAGGAGAGAGGAUUUACAGAAAGUUCCAGUAUCUCCUGAACCCGAGACAAGUGUACAACCUGGCCAAGAAUGGACCCAUGCCAGGGCUGAACUUCUUCAGAGAUGUUCCAGAUUUCAGAGUGCUGGCCUGCGGAGGGGACGGCACCGUGGGCUGGAUCCUGGACUUCAUAGAUAAGGCCAACCUGGACAGGAACCCCCCCGUGUGUAUACUUCCUCUUGGCACGGGCAACGACCUGGCAAGAUGUCUGCGAUGGGGAGGAGGCUAUGAGGGCGAGAGCCUGCUGAAGAUCAUGCAGGACAUCGAGAACAGUUCGGAGGUGAUGCUGGAUCGCUGGAAGUUUGAUGUCACACCCACAGACAAGGAGGAGCGAGGGGACCCGGUGCCUUACAGUAUCGUCAACAACUACUUCUCCAUCGGAGUGGAUGCAUCCAUUGCCCAUCGUUUCCAUGUUAUGAGAGAGAAGCAUCCGGAGAAGUUCAACAGCAGAACAAAGAAUAAGCUGUGGUACUUUGAGUUCGGCACUUCGGAGACCUUUUCGGCCACAUGUAAGAAGCUCCACGACUUUCUGGAGGUUGAGUGCGAUGGUGUCACUCUGGACCUCAGCAGCAUCUCCUUGGAAGGCAUUGCCAUUCUCAACAUUCCCAGCAUGCACGGCGGCUCCAACCUUUGGGGCGAGAGCAAGAAGAGGAGGGGUAACCGCAAGGGGGGCAAAAAGAGCCAAGACAAGAGGACACCAGUGCUCGACCCCAAGGAGCUCACGUUUGCAGUUCAAGACCUGUCCGACCAGCUGCUGGAGGUAGUGGGGCUGGAAGGAGCCAUGGAGAUGGGUCAGAUCUACACCGGCCUGAAGAGCGCUGGGAGACGCCUGGCACAGUGCUCCUCCGUUACCAUCAGAACCAGUAAAUCCCUCCCCAUGCAGAUUGAUGGGGAACCUUGGAUGCAGACUCCCUGCACUAUUGAGAUUGUCCACAAGAACCAGGCUCCCAUGUUGAUGGGAGCGCCACAAUGCCGAAGCUUUUUCUCCUCCGUAAUCAGACGAACACGCAGCGAGAGCAAAGACUGAUCGGUUCAAGGCCUUUUCGAGUCCUCACAAGCACCUGGAGAGCAGCGAGCCACAA
This is a messenger RNA of Perca flavescens (yellow perch), 3601 nucleotides long. It is a transcript of the gene dgkb, whose product is annotated as diacylglycerol kinase, beta. Gene Ontology annotation, biological process: phospholipase C-activating G protein-coupled receptor signaling pathway. Gene Ontology annotation, cellular component: plasma membrane. Bases 1189 to 3546 code for a protein of 785 amino acids. The transcript has 31 exons. The record is from RefSeq and is a predicted model, not a curated record. Gene Ontology annotation, molecular function: calcium ion binding; ATP-dependent diacylglycerol kinase activity. Lineage: Eukaryota; Metazoa; Chordata; Actinopteri; Perciformes; Percidae.